GAGCCCCUGGUCAUCAUGCUGAUCCUCGUGGCCAACGCCAUUGUGGGCGUGUGGCAGGAACGCAACGCCGAGAGUGCCAUCGAGGCCCUGAAGGAGUAUGAGCCUGAGAUGGGCAAGGUGAUCCACUCGGACCGCAAGGGCGUGCAGAGGAUCCGUGCCCGGGACAUCGUCCCAGGGGACAUUGUAGAAGUGGCAGUGGGGGACAAAGUGCCUGCUGACCUCCGCCUCAUCGAGAUCAAGUCCACCACGCUGCGAGUGGACCAGUCCAUCCUGACGGGUGAAUCUGUGUCCGUGACCAAGCACACAGAGGCCAUCCCAGACCCCAGAGCUGUGAACCAGGACAAGAAGAACAUGCUGUUUUCUGGCACCAAUAUCGCAUCGGGCAAAGCGGUGGGUGUGGCCGUGGCCACCGGCCUGCACACGGAGCUGGGCAAGAUCCGGAGCCAGAUGGCGGCAGUCGAGCCCGAGCGGACGCCGCUGCAGCGCAAGCUGGAUGAGUUUGGACGGCAGCUGUCCCACGCCAUCUCUGUGAUCUGCGUGGCCGUGUGGGUCAUCAACAUCGGCCACUUCGCCGACCCGGCCCAUGGUGGCUCCUGGCUGCGCGGCGCUGUCUACUACUUCAAGAUCGCCGUGGCCCUGGUGGUGGCGGCCAUCCCCGAGGGCCUCCCGGCUGUCAUCACUACAUGCCUGGCACUGGGCACGCGGCGCAUGGCACGCAAGAACGCCCUCGUGCGAAGCCUGCCGUCCGUGGAGACCCUGGGCUGCACCUCAGUCAUCUGCUCCGACAAGACGGGCACACUCACCACCAAUCAGAUGUCUGUCUGCCGGAUGUUCGUGGUAGCCGAGGCCGAUGCGGGCUCCUGCCUUUUGCACGAGUUCACCAUCUCGGGUACCACGUAUACCCCCGAGGGCGAAGUGCGGCGUGGGGGGGAUCAGCCUGUCCGCUGCGGCCAGUUCGACGGGCUGGUGGAGCUGGCGACCAUCUGCGCCCUGUGCAACGACUCGGCGCUGGACUACAACGAGGCCAAGGGUGUGUACGAGAAGGUGGGAGAGGCCACGGAGACAGCUCUGACUUGCCUGGUGGAGAAGAUGAACGUGUUCGACACCAACCUGCAGGCUCUGUCCCGGGUGGAGCGAGCUGGCGCCUGUAACGCGGUCAUCAAGCAGCUGAUGCGGAAGGAGUUCACCCUGGAGUUCUCCCGAGACCGGAAGUCCAUGUCCGUGUACUGCACGCCCACCCGCCCUCACCCUACUGGCCAGGGCAGCAAGAUGUUUGUGAAGGGGGCUCAUGAGAGUGUGAUCGAGCGCUGCAGCUCAGUCCGCGUGGGGAGCCGCACAGCACCGACCCCCACCUCCAGGGAGCAGAUCCUGGCAAAGAUCCGGGAUUGGGGCUCAGGCUCAGACACGCUGCGCUGCCUGGCACUGGCCACCCGGGACGCGCCCCCAAGGAAGGAGGACAUGGAGCUGGACGACUGCAGCAAGUUUGUGCAGUACAACACGGACCUGACCUUCGUGGGCUGCGUAGGCAUGCUGGACCCACCGCAACCUGAGGUGGCUGCCUGCAUCACACGCUGCUACCAGGCGGGCAUCCACGUGGUCAUGAUCACGGGGGAUAACAAAGGCACUGCCGUGGCCAUCUGCCACAGGCUUGGCAUCUUUGGGGACACGGAAGAUGUGGUGGGCAAGGCCUACACGGGCCGUGAGUUUGAUGACCUCAGCCCCGAGCAGCAGCGCCAGGCCUGCCGCACCGCCCGCUGCUUUGCCCGUGUGGAGCCCGCACACAAGUCCCGCAUCGUGGAGAACCUGCAGUCCUUUAACAAGAUCACUGCCAUGACUGGCGAUGGAGUGAACGACGCACCAGCCCUGAAGAAAGCAGAGAUCGGCAUCGCCAUGGGCUCAGGCACGGCCGUGGCCAAGUCGGCGGCAGAGAUGGUGCUGUCCGAUGACAACUUUGCCUCCAUCGUGGCUACGGUGGAGGAGGGUCGGGCCAUCUACAGCAACAUGAAGCAAUUCAUCCGCUACUUCAUCUCCUCCAAUGUUGGCGAGGUCGUCUGCAUCUUCCUCACGGCAAUUCUGGGCCUGCCCGGAGCCCUGAUCCCUGUGCAGCUGCUCUGGGUGAACCUGGUGACAGACGGCCUACCUGCCACGGCUCUGGGCUUCAACCCGCCAGACCUGGACAUCAUGGAGAAGCUGCCCCGGAGCCCCCGAGAAGCCCUCAUCAGUGGCUGGCUCUUCUUCCGAUACCUGGCUAUCGGAGGUGAGUGGGGCCUGGCCACAGUGGCUGCCGCCACCUGGUGGUUCGUGUAUGACGCCGAGGGACCUCACAUCAACUUCUACCAGCUGAGGAACUUCCUGAAGUGCUCCGAAGACAACCCGCUCUUUGCCGGCAUCGACUGUGAGGUGUUCAAGUCACGCUUCCCCACCACCAUGGCCUUGUCCGUGCUCGUGACCAUUGAAAUGUGCAAUGCCCUCAACAGGUGGGCUGGGCGCAGGGCCUGGAGCUGGGGCCAAGGAGUGGGGGCUGAGGGCUGGGGGUUCCAGUAUCAGUGUCUGAGGGUCAGGGGUCCAGGUGGGCUGGGCGCAGGGCCUGGAGCUGGGGCCAAGGAGUGGGGGCUGAGGGCUGGGGGUUCCAGUAUCAGUGUCUGA
Molecule: messenger RNA, 2646 nt
Organism: Gorilla gorilla gorilla (western lowland gorilla)
Lineage: Eukaryota; Metazoa; Chordata; Mammalia; Primates; Hominidae
Product: sarcoplasmic/endoplasmic reticulum calcium ATPase 3-like
Biological process (GO): calcium ion transport
Cellular component (GO): membrane
Molecular function (GO): ATP binding; ATP hydrolysis activity; P-type calcium transporter activity
Source: RefSeq, a predicted model, not a curated record